UUCUAUUAAAUUGAUUUGGACUGCAUUUGCUCUAACAGUCUUGAAGUCAGCAUGGACAUGAAUUUGUCAGCGCGUUGUGCUUUGGUUCUUUUUCUGUUGGCAUUUGUAGAUUUGAAAAUAGUCUCUGCUGCAGAAACGGGAGGCACAUCUACAGCAAAGCCUGGAGUGUGCCCUCGUAGACGAUGGGGCACGGGGAUAUGUGCAGAGUUAUGUUCCAAUGACAGUGACUGCCCCAAUGAUGAAAAAUGCUGCCACAAUGGAUGUGGGCAUAACUGCAUUGCACCUAACACAGUGCCGAUCCCCCCGAAGGCAGGUCAGUGCCCGCUGCUUCUGAAUGUCGUGCCGUCACACAAGGGAUGUGUCCGCGAUGAGGACUGUCCUAAAGAUGACAAAUGCUGCGUCUUUCACUCUGACGCCUUGUGUGUCCCACCUGACUUCACAAAGCCUGGAGUGUGCCCUCGUAGACGAUGGGGCGUAGGGACGUGUGCAGAGUUAUGUUCCAAUGACAGUGACUGCCCCAAUGAUGAAAAAUGCUGCCACAAUGGAUGUGGGCAUAACUGCAUUGCACCUAACACAGUGCCGAUCCCCCCGAAGGCAGGUCAGUGCCCGCUGCUUCUGAAUGUCGUGCCGUCACACAAGGGAUGUGUCCGCGAUGAGGACUGUCCUAAAGAUGACAAAUGCUGCAUAUUUGACUCUGACGCCUUGUGUGUCCCACCUGACUUCACAAAGCCUGGAGUGUGCCCUCGUAGACCAUGGGGCGUAGGGACGUGUGCAGAGUUAUGUUCCAAUGACAGUGACUGCCCCAAUGAUGAAAAAUGCUGCCACAAUGGAUGUGGGCAUAACUGCAUUGCACCGUACACAGUGCCGAUCCCCCCGAAGGCAGGACAGUGCCCGCUGCUUCUGAAUGUCGUGCCAUCACACAAGGGAUGUGUCCGCGAUGAGGACUGUCCUAAAGAUGACAAAUGCUGCGUCUUUCACUCUGACGCCUUGUGUGUCCCACCUGACUUCACAAAGCCUGGAGUGUGCCCUCGUAGACGAUGGGGCUGGGGAGUAGGGACGUGUGCAGAGUUAUGUUCCAAUGACAGUGACUGCCCCAAUAAUGAAAAAUGCUGCCACAAUGGAUGUGGGCAUAACUGCAUUGCACCGUACACAGCAAAGCCUGGAGUGUGCCCUCGUAGACGAUGGGGCGUGGGGAUGUGUGCGGAGUUAUGCUCCAAUGACAGUGACUGCCCCAAUAAUGAAAAAUGCUGCCACAAUGGAUGUGGGCAUGACUGCAUUGCACCGACACAGUUGGACUGCAUUUGCUCUAACAGUCUUGAAGUCAGCAUGGACAUGAAUUUGUCAGCGCGUUGUGCUUUGGUUCUUUUUCUGUUGGCAUUUGUAGAUUUGAAAAUAGUCUCUGCUGCAGAAACGGGAGGCACAUCUACAGCAAAGCCUGGAGUGUGCCCUCGUAGACGAUGGGGCACGGGGAUAUGUGCAGAGUUAUGUUCCAAUGACAGUGACUGCCCCAAUGAUGAAAAAUGCUGCCACAAUGGAUGUGGGCAUAACUGCAUUGCACCUAACACAGCAAAGCCUGGAGUGUGCCCUCGUAGACCAUGGGGCGUAGGGACGUGUGCAGAGUUAUGUUCCAAUGACAGUGACUGCCCCAAUGAUGAAAAAUGCUGCCACAAUGGAUGUGGGCAUGACUGCAUUGCACCGUACACAGUGCCGAUCCCCCCGAAGGCAGGUCAGUGCCCGCUGCUUCUGAAUGUCGUGCCGUCACACAAGGGAUGUGUCCGCGAUGAGGACUGUCCUAAAGAUGACAAAUGCUGCGUCUUUCACUCUGACGCCUUGUGUGUCCCACCUGACUUCACAAAGCCUGGAGUGUGCCCUCGUAGACGAUGGGGCGUAGGGACGUGUGCAGAGUUAUGUUCCAAUGACAGUGACUGCCCCAAUGAUGAAAAAUGCUGCCACAAUGGAUGUGGGCAUAACUGCAUUGCACCUAACACAGCAAAGCCUGGAGUGUGCCCUCGUAGACGAUGGGGCUGGGGAGUAGGGACGUGUGCAGAGUUAUGUUCCAAUGACAGUGACUGCCCCAAUGAUGAAAAAUGCUGCCACAAUGGAUGUGGGCAUGACUGCAUUGCACCGUACACAGUGCCGAUCCCCCCGAAGGCAGGUCAGUGCCCGCUGCUUCUGAAUGUCGUGCCGUCACACAAGGGAUGUGUCCGCGAUGAGGACUGUCCUAAAGAUGACAAAUGCUGCGUCUUUCACUCUGACGCCUUGUGUGUCCCACCUGACUUCACAAAGCCUGGAGUGUGCCCUCGUAGACGAUGGGGCUGGGGCGUAGGGACGUGUGCUGAGUUAUGUUCCAAUGACAGUGACUGCCCCAAUGAUGAAAAAUGCUGCCACAAUGGAUGUGGGCAUGACUGCAUUGCACCGUACACAGCAAAGCCUGGAGUGUGCCCUCGUAGACGAUGGGGCGUGGGGAUGUGUGCGGAGUUAUGCUCCAAUGACAGUGACUGCCCCAAUAAUGAAAAAUGCUGCCACAAUGGAUGUGGGCAUGACUGCAUUGCACCGACACAGUGAAACCCGGUCGCUGUGUCCUGCCCAACGGGACCUACAUGUGUGCCGAGUACUGUUACAAAGAUGGCCAGUGCCCCGGGGAACAGAUGUGUUUCCAGAUAUGUUGAUUCUAUGCCUGCAGUGAGCCAUUGAAGCUUUAUUGGAAGUUCUUAUUAGUUAUAAGAAAUAAGUACAACAUACAAAUCAUUACAUGUACAAUUAUGUCUAUGAAAACGGAUGAUUUCAUGCAAUAAUAAAUAUGAAAAAUGAUCAUAGCUUUUAUGGAAACUGGACAAUUUUCAUGGGCAGUAUGUGAAUUGACAAACGGCAGUAUGUGAAUUGACAAACUCAUGUGGACUGCUGAAUUUGAAUAAAACAAGAUUUUGAACACCUGU
This is a messenger RNA of Oncorhynchus mykiss (rainbow trout), 2936 nucleotides long. The record is from RefSeq and is a predicted model, not a curated record. NCBI's taxonomy places the organism in Eukaryota, Metazoa, Chordata, Actinopteri, Salmoniformes, Salmonidae.